Molecule: messenger RNA, 402 nt
Organism: Musca vetustissima
Lineage: Eukaryota; Metazoa; Arthropoda; Insecta; Diptera; Muscidae
Product: integral membrane protein DGCR2/IDD
Exons: 3
Coding region: 1-393 (130 amino acids)
Cellular component (GO): membrane
Source: RefSeq, a predicted model, not a curated record
AUGUGUGUUUCAUGUUAUUAUUUUUUCUAUUCGUUUAUAGCGUGUCUGGAGGAAGAUUGCAUUGAUUUUCAAGGUAAUUCUGUGAACCACGGCAUGUUGUAUGUACCGGGGCCAGGAGUUUGCAGUUUGUGUGUUUGCUAUCAUUCGGAGCCAUUGUGGUGCAAAGCGAUUUACUGUGAUCCGCCAUAUUUUUGCAAAAAUUUCCGUGUUGGAGAAAGGUGCUGUGAGUUUGAAUGUUUAGAUCCGCCCGGCGAAGAUAAUAAAUAUCAGGAACGCAUGCGCAAACGAGCUGAAAUCUUAGCUGGCAAUAGUACGGCCACAACAACUCUAUCACCAUUGGCCGUGUCGACAUUGAUUUUAACAUUUCUGGGAAAUUCAUUGCUAAACUUAUAACUUGAGCCA